Dromiciops gliroides (monito del monte) is the source of this 2983-nucleotide messenger RNA. RefSeq names its product pseudouridine synthase 10 (gene PUS10). The record is from RefSeq and is a predicted model, not a curated record. The coding region runs from base 460 to 2046 and encodes 528 amino acids. NCBI's taxonomy places the organism in Eukaryota, Metazoa, Chordata, Mammalia, Microbiotheria, Microbiotheriidae. The transcript has 18 exons. Gene Ontology annotation, molecular function: RNA binding; pseudouridine synthase activity. Gene Ontology annotation, biological process: tRNA pseudouridine synthesis.
AGGCGGUACCUUAAUGCUGAGGAGCGUGUUUCCUCUGGGGACGAGAUUUUGCGUAGCACCGAGUGUCCUCUCCUUUUUUCGUCCCCAUUCCUUCCGAGGGACUGAAGGGGUUAAGCUCGGUUGCUGCCGUCCACGCCGCUGGAGAGAGGCUCCCGGGAAGCGCACUCGGGGGAAGCCGGGUUGAAGGGAUCGGCACGGAAGAAAGGUUGGUCUUGGGGUGCCCGCGGACGCGGGGAGCAGACGUGUGAGGGAGCAGCGAGGUCGGCGACUCGUUGCACUAGCCUGGACCCGGCCGGAGGGACGCGAGCGAACUUUCCCGGCAGCUGGAGGUGCGGGUGUUAGCACGGCGCCGGAAUUUGCUGGUUACUCGAGGAAGUUGCGGACCCUGGAAGUGUCCGAGGGUGAGACUGACUUGCGUGAGGCUGCUUUAGGUAUUCCAGGAGGUUAGGCUUACUCAGCAUGUUCCCACUGGCUGAAAAAGACAAACCUAUUGCACGGUUGCUGUUCAGUACUGGCACUUGUCCAAGAUGUAUCUUCAGAUUCUGUUGUGUGGAUUUUCAUGCACCUUACAAACUUCUAUACAAGGAAUUGCUUAGGGAGCUAGAAAAUUUCCUGAAAACUGAUGAUGAUUUAACUUUGGAAACCACCAAACCACCCCUCAAGAAGAUUCGAUUGCAAGAUGGUGAGGCUCAAAUUGAUGAUCAGAGUCAAAAUGGUGGGGAAAUUACUGCCAUCAUGAAGGAUGAAAACAUGAUACUUGAGGAGCCAUGUCUAAAUGCAUGCAAUAUAUGCUUGGGAAUUCUGCAAGAAUUCUGUGAGAAGAAGUUUAUUAAAAAGGUGUGUCAGAAGGUUGAGUCUUCUGGGUAUGAAUUCACCAACUUGGUGUUCUCAGUGUCCUUCCCACCACAGCUGUCUGUAAGAGAGCAUGCUGCAUGGUUGCUGGUAAAACAGGAAAUGGGGAAACAGGGCCUAUCACUGGGAAGAGAUGAUAUUGUUCAGCUUAAAGAAGCCUACAAAUGGAUUACUCAUCCUUUGUUCUCGGAGGAGCUGGGUGUUCCUGUUGAUGGAAAGAGCUUGUUUGAAGUAAGUGUGAUCUUUGCUCACCCUGAAACAGAUGAGGAUUGCCACUUCCUGAGCACUUCUUGCCCAGACUGUUUCAAGCCAGCCAGAAAUAAACAGUCUGUAUUCACUAGAAUGGCAGUUGUGAAAGCUUUGGACAAAAUAAAAGAAGAAGAUUUCCGCAAGAAGUUUCCUUGUCCUCCAAAUUCACCAAAGGCUUUUUGCUCUGCUGUCGAAAUUGAAUGUGCACAUGGUGCAGUUUUUAUAGCUGGAAGAUAUAAUAAAUACUCCAGAAAUUUACCACAAACUCCCUGGAUAAUUGAUGGAGAAAGAAAACUGGAGUCCUCAGUGGAAGAAUUGAUUUCCAAUCAGCUAUUGCCAGUAUUUAAAGCGGAGAGUUUUAAUUUUUCAUCAUCUGGAAGAGAAGAUGUGGAUGUGAGAACAUUAGGAAAAGGAAGGCCCUUUGCUGUUGAACUGGUGAAUCCUCGUAGAGUCCGGUUCACCUCACAAGACAUUAAAGAACUUCAGCAGAAAAUCAACAUCUCCUCAGACAAAAUCCAAGUGCGAGACUUGCAGCUUGUUACCAGAGAAGCAUUAGGACACAUGAAAGAAGGUGAAGAAGAGAAGACUAAGACUUAUAAUGCCUUAGUCUGGACAGAUAAAGCAAUACAGAAGAAGGACAUUGAAUUCCUAGACGAUUUAAAGGACUUACAGAUCAACCAGAAAACACCACUUCGGGUUCUUCACCGAAGACCUUUAGCUGUAAGAAUUCGUAUCAUUCACACCAUGGAAACACAGUAUAUAGAUGAGCAUCAUUUUCGUCUCCAUUUGAAGACUCAGGCAGGAACCUAUAUUAAAGAAUUUGUGCAUGGAGACUUUGGGAGAACAAAGCCAAAUAUUGGUUCCCUGAUGAAUAGGACAGCUGAUAUUCUGGAGCUGGAUGUAGAGUCUGUCGAUGUUGACUGGCCACCUGCUCUGGAUGAGUAACUUUCAAGAUGGGAAUCAGAAGAAGAUCUUUGCUAUUAUCCUGCAGAAGACGUCUGUCAGUACAUAUUUAGAUAGGAUAGACUUUUUUCCUUUUUCUCCCUGAAGUGUCCUCGAAACUCACUUGGAUCACAUUGAUCUGAACAGUUUUCUAAUCAUCUAACUUGUACUUUUUCAGACAUUAAGUUGAUCUGAGGAUAUUUUAUUGUGGUUUUUCUUUUCACCCAGUCUAUGAAAUAGUAAUUGAUAAUGCUUUUUUCUCCAAUUCCUUCAUUUUGAGAGGUUUGUAGACUACAAGAUACAUAUGCUGACAUUUAACAGACCCACUAUUCAUUAUUCCAGAAGAAAGUCAAAUUUUCUUCAGUGAAUGAAAUAUACCAAUGUUCCUUUUGUAUUCUAAAUAAAAACGUUCUCUGCUCUUUGAAAUAAAGUCAGCAAUAAGCUAUACAGAGGCUUAUAAAACAUAUGAGGGGGAGGAAGGUAGUGUAGGGGACUGAGUGCUGGACAUGGAGUCAGGAAGACCUGAAUUCAGAUCCAGCCUCAGACAUUUGCUCAUCUGACCCUAAGCAAGUAUCUCAAACUCUUAGCCUGAGUUUCCAAAUAGGAAUAAUAAUAGCAGGGUUGUUGUGAGGAUAGAAUGAGCUAACACAUGUAAAAUGUUAUGCAAAUCGUAAAGCAUCAUAAAUUUCAGCUUUUACUUUCAUCAGAUAAACUUUCUAUGAAGUACAAAGCUAAUCUUAGCUAAUUGAUUUUUUAAGAAUCAUUUGUUAAUUGUAUUAUAAUAUGCUGUCUGGCAUACUUUUUACUAACUAUCCUGUUAACCUAGUAUUGCUAUUUUUUUUCCUGUGGAAGAAAAACAAACUCUAGAGUAACAAUACAUAUAUACAAUAUGUAUAAUGAAUUUUCAAGAUAUCUUUUAAAUAAAAAAGAUUGAGGGCAA